Messenger RNA from Vigna angularis (adzuki bean), 1589 nucleotides. RefSeq names its product oxygen-dependent coproporphyrinogen-III oxidase, chloroplastic. The transcript has 8 exons. Gene Ontology annotation, molecular function: coproporphyrinogen oxidase activity. Gene Ontology annotation, cellular component: chloroplast stroma; cytoplasm. Bases 115 to 1278 code for a protein of 387 amino acids. The record is from RefSeq and is a predicted model, not a curated record. Lineage: Eukaryota; Viridiplantae; Streptophyta; Magnoliopsida; Fabales; Fabaceae.
AGAUUUAAAAAAAAGAUUAAAAAUGGCAAAGUUGGAGUUAUUUGAAAGGAAGACCUUAUCAGAAGUUGAGAAGAACCCUCUUUGGUUAGUUUUCUGUGAAUCGGAAGCAUAAUAAUGCCGUCUGCCACCAUUGUCUCAGCUCCCUCCUACGUCUUCCCCUUUCGUUCUUCCACUUCUUCCAUUUCUCCAACUGCGAUAUCGCUCACUAAACGGACAUGGAAGCCGAGAAUCCAGACCAUAAGCUUCGGAAAAUGCGUGGUCAGAGCCACCGUCUCGAUAGAGAAAGAGACGCCGGAGGCGGAGCGUCCCGAAACGUUUCUCAGAGGAGUGGAUGAGGCCCAAUCUUCUUCCUCCGUUCGGGCCCGCUUCGAGAAGAUGAUUAGGGAGGCCCAGGACAGUGUCUGCAGUGCCCUUGAGGCCGCUGAUGGUGGCGCCCAGUUCAAGGAGGAUGUUUGGUCCAGGCCCGGUGGCGGCGGCGGCAUUAGCAGGGUUCUUCAAGACGGCGCCGUUUGGGAGAAGGCUGGUGUUAAUGUCUCUGUCGUUUAUGGCGUUAUGCCACCUGAUGCUUAUCGUGCUGCCAAGGGUGCUCCUACCGAUCAAAAACCUGGUCCUGUACCGUUCUUCGCUGCGGGAAUCAGCUCCGUUUUACACCCAAAGAACCCGUUUGCUCCUACGCUACAUUUCAAUUAUCGCUAUUUUGAAACCGAUGCUCCUAAAGAUGCUCCUGGUGCACCCAGACAAUGGUGGUUUGGUGGGGGGACUGACCUGACACCAGCUUAUAUUUUUGAGGAGGAUGUUAAGCACUUCCACUCAGUUCAAAAACGUGCCUGUGACAAGUUUGAGCCUACAUUUUACCCUCGAUUCAAGAAAUGGUGUGAUGAUUACUUUUAUAUCAAGCAUCGAGGUGAAAGAAGAGGGCUUGGAGGGAUAUUUUUUGAUGAUCUGAACGACUAUGAUCAGGAGAUGCUACUUUCCUUUGCUACUGAAUGUGCAAAUUCUGUUAUUCCUGCUUAUUUACCUAUCGUAGAGAAAAGGAAGGAUUUGCCCUUCACAGAGCAUCAGAAAGCAUGGCAACAAUUGCGAAGGGGCCGAUAUGUUGAAUUCAAUUUGGUAUAUGACAGGGGUACAACAUUUGGACUGAAAACUGGGGGCAGGAUAGAGAGUAUUCUUGUUUCUCUCCCACUGACUGCUCGGUGGGAAUAUGAUCAUAAACCAGAAGAAGGAAGUGAGGAAUGGAAACUCUUGGAUGCGUGCAUCAACCCCAAGGAAUGGAUCUAAUUCCUCAGUUGACCCCCAAUCUCAGCUUUUACUAAUAAUAAGAGAGUUUGUUUUUUUGGUGUAUAUCGUCACAACUAUUAGCAUGUUGUAGGUGGAUUGUAAAUCGCGUGUUUCGCUCGAGUCAUCCGUGUAAAGCGUGAAAUGCAGGCAAUUGUAAUCUCUAGGCCGCAUCCUCAUACUAGAUAACUUCAUUGCCACUGUACUACACCUCAGACUAGUAAUUCAGCAUGUUACGUUUUAAGGGUAUAAUGUCUUUGACUGAAAUAUUGUGUAAUUGAAUUUAAAUAAGCAUUUAAAAUUUCCGGUGUUCA